Messenger RNA from Parnassius apollo (apollo), 1470 nucleotides. The record is from the annotation of a GenBank genome assembly. Lineage: Eukaryota; Metazoa; Arthropoda; Insecta; Lepidoptera; Papilionidae.
AUGAGAGAAAAGCCUUGUGAACAUGGAGCGGCUAAAAUUUCCGAAAGAAGUUUUGCCUGCGCUGCAAUAUCCGAUAAUAUGCGCGUAGAUACAUUUCAUUAUUUUUGGCAACUCCCUACAUGGGAUGCUAAGAAAGCCAACGUAAACUGCCUUAUCCAACCAAGGCAGAUUGUUCGCCGUAGAAAUGUCUACGCAGAUGUUAAUAAAAAGAAUUGCGGGUUUGAUUGCUAUUUACCGGGGCUUGACGGUAUUAAACUACGUGUUUGCAAGCAGUUAUUUUUAGCCACAUUAGACUUAAAAAAAGAUGUUCUACAGUUGUGGAUAAGGUCGAAGUUCGACAUUGAUGUAACAAAUAGUGGAGCGAUUAACAUAGUCAGAAGAGUAGCUGCUGAUAGUUCUAAUCGGGCUGGUACCAGGGUUCUUAGGUCUGAGUCAGAUAUGAAAUGGCUUGAAAUAAUACCAAAGCCACGGAAAGAUCAAUGCGAUCUGUGUGUUGGGCACAAAGAGGGAAACAUUCCUGAAGCUAUGUAUACACUACGCAUCACGAAAAAAGAGGAAGCCUACUCUGCUAAGUCUAAUGCUAUUCAGGAAAUGUCGGACGAUGUUGUGGUUAUAUCAAUGGAUAUGCUAAGCGUGCUGCUGUCUCCUAAACUUCACGUUUCUGAACAAUAUUAUAAAAUGAAAUUAGCCCUGCAUAAUUAUACGUUUUAUGUAAAAAAUACUAAGGAUGUAUAUUUAUACGUUUGGCAUGAAGGAGAGGGAGGAAUAACAGCGAAUAAUAUUACGAGCUGCAUCAUUAACUUUUUAGAAGAGUAUUGUGGAAACAAAAAGAAAGUAAUUCUUAUUUCUGACGGCUGUGCAUAUCAAAAUAAAAAUAAAGUUUUAUGCAGUGCCUUAGCUAAUUUAAGUGCUGUGAAAGAGCUUACCAUUGAGCAAAUUAUAUUAGAGAAAGGGCAUACAAAGAUGGAAGUGGACAGCGUCCAUUCCACUCUGGAAAAAAAGUUUAAGGCACCAAUUUUUACACCAAUGGAUUAUGUGUCCAGGAUGAGACAAUGUAGGCCCUCGCAGCCCUACGUUGUUCAUUAUCUAGAUUUCAAUUUCUUUAAAAACUAUGAAGAAGUGCCUGGCAAUUUUACCACAGUAAGACCAGGCAGAAGGACUGGUGAUGCCACUAUCGGAGAACUUCUUUACGUCAAUGGUGAAGUGCAGUAUAAAGUACGCCAUUCUGAUGAAUGGGAAGCUUUACCACAAAGGAGAAUUAAUAGUAGAGAACCAGUAGCACCUGCAAGAUUAUAUAACAGCCCCAUCAACAUAGUAUAUGUAACCAAAUAUAAUCAUCUACAAGGUCUGAAGCAGUACAUGCAUCGUGACUAUCAUUUUUUUAUGAAGAAGCUUCAACUGCUGCACUCAAGAACUCUAAGCAAGAAAAAACUAUCACCGAGGGAAAACUGUUGUUCUCAAAGAGAAUGA